AUGGGGCCAAAGUUCCUGACCUCGGGGCAGCGCGACGUCAUGGUGGGCCUUAACAUUUUGUUUCUCAUCCUUACCUUCACCGCUGUGGGUGGUAGACUGCUUUCAAGACGCUUGAUCAAGCAGAAGCUUGGCGCAGAUGACUGGAUAUGUGUGGGCGCACUGGUGCUAUUUGUUGGCAUGGAGACUCUGCAAAUCUUGAUUGCGGAUUUCAGCAUUGGAAUGGGAGCGUUCACCGUCGGCAGAUUGAAGCGCAACGGCGGUCUCAGAUUCGGAAGUCAGCUUACGUACGGCCUGGUGACGACCGUCGCGAAGCUUUCAAUAUUAUUUCUGUACAAGCGCGUCUUUAAUCUGCGGGUCAGAUGGUUCAAGAUCGCCUGGUGGAUGUGCUUUGCUCUAUCCAUGGCGAACGGGUUUACCUUGGUCAUCAUAAGCUUGACGUCUUGUGCUCCUCAUGGUCCCAGUAACUUAUGGAACCAUCCACAGUAUUGCAGAUUCGAGAUUGCUUCACCCACUGCGAUGGGCGCUAUCAACGCGGUGAUCGAUUUCGCACUUCUAGUCCUCCCUAUUCGCAUGACGUGGACUCUGCAAAUGUCGAUAAAACAGAAGGUUGCAAUAUCGAGCGUCUUCGGACUGGGCUUGCUUGGUGUCGUUGUCAGUAUUGCGCGUACAAUAUCAAUCGCUAACCCUUCCCUAUUCACGUACGGGAUUCUUAGCUUCGCACUGUGGUCAGCAGCCGAGUGCGCGGUUGGUAUCAUUUGCGCUUGUCUUCCGGUCAUGCGACCACUUUUCAUCUCGAUCACCAAAGCCCUCCCGUCAAGCACAGAUUGGCGCAGCUGGAGCUGGUCGUCCAGGUCACGGAGAAGUGCUUCAGAUUCGGAGAAGACACUUACAAAUAACUCCUCCACAGGAGGCCUUGGGAAAAGCGUGCGCAGUUGUGACAGCCUACAAAAGCAUGGCUUUGGCAGAGUUCGUACGACGGUAGAGGCUGUCAAGACACGCUCACCACUUCCCGUGUACUCACCAGGUUCGAAACAACAGCGCAACAAUCACAUUGGGAAUUAUGCUAAGCUGGCAAGAGAUAGAGGCCUUGAGAGGCAAUACUCAGAGCGACCAGAUAUAGGUGGGAAGCAGGGUAGUAAGGGUACCCGGGCAAGUUCGCAGGCUCACAUCUGUUCUCGCUGCCAAGGUGAAAUAAAGGGAGGAUGGGAAUGA
Messenger RNA from Bacidia gigantensis, 1212 nucleotides. RefSeq lists its product as uncharacterized. The record is from RefSeq and is a predicted model, not a curated record. The transcript has 2 exons. Lineage: Eukaryota; Fungi; Ascomycota; Lecanoromycetes; Lecanorales; Ramalinaceae. Bases 1 to 1212 code for a protein of 403 amino acids.